CGAAUCAAAACACUGAACACCCUGUUGGCGUGUUGAUACUGUUAACAUAGUUGCUAGUAACUUGAAAUCGUUUUGUGCAGGAUUACUUAUGGUCAUUUGCGAUGCAAAUAUGAAAAAAAACGUUUAUCGGAUUUUGUGUGAGCAUCGUGUAAAUUAAACACAAAAUAGCCGACAAGAAACGUUUCUUUGAAGCGUUUACCUGGAUUUCUGUGGUCCAUGUGUCUGAAAUUUGGAACGCAAAUAGAUAUGCAUACGGUUCAAUGUUCUAUUUGAAUACAAAGAAAUAAUGCACACGUGUGCACGAUCAUUUCAUGUGCUGGUGAUAUUUAUGUGAAACAAGGAUGCUAAUCGUGAUAUAAGUUAAGAUAUUGUUCUAAAUUAUCUUUAAAUGACACUUUUUGAAGUGAUGUACUAAGAAAAUGGCUAAAAUAACUGGUACGAGAGUUGUUUCAAAUCUGGCUUUCAAGGAAAUAAAUACAACAAUGCAUUUGAAAUAUAACAGCAUUGCAAUAAUAUGUGGUGGGUUGACUGUUUUCAUAUCGUAAACAUUAAAGCAAACGCACAGCAAUUUUAAUUAAGGAAAUUAAAGCGCGGUUAAGAGCAUAUUAUAUAAGAAUAAAUACAAUUGUGUGUUAUCAUGAAUUGAUUGGUCAUUCGUGUUUAAAUAAUAAUAAUAAAUCUAUGGAACAAUUAGUGAUUUAUUAACUUGUGAAAUAUGCUGACGUGUUAAUCUGUGACUUCUGUGAAAUGAAUGUGCUGUACAUGUAUUUAAAAGCUGAAAUAAAUAUGAUGACAUGAAAUAUCGCAAAACUAGAGACAGUUGCCGACAAAAGGUGCCUUAUGAUUUUAGAUAAUUUUUCGGAUGUCCGAAUGUCGCGUUCGCCCAAUGUACAUAACGGAUAUAUCACUGAACGCUCCGGAUGCUGUUGAUUUAUCACAAAAGUACGGAAGGGAAAAGUUCAAUAGGAAAAAAGUAGACGAAACUAUGUACGUAUUUAAGCAUAUUUAACAAACAUACCAGAGUAAAUAAUGUGUAAAUACUUGUGAUAGAAGUACGGACAACGUCUCCAAUAUGACCGGGUUUUUGAAGUUAAAGUCUGCCGUCCUGCGACCGAAAAGGAAAGCGACGUUCACGGGAUUUCUACUGGCUUUUAUUAUUGGAGUUUUAGAGGCCAAUUUUAUAAGCAACCCGCCAAGCACGUGGUAUGACGGGUACAUGACAUGUCGACAAAGCAAGCAGACCAUGUUGAGCUGGGGAAUGUGGAAUAACAAAACGACGGACCUAAAGAUACAAUAUCCCGUUUGGCUCUACGGCCUCGAAGUGCGAAUUCACAACAAGAUUAUACAAAACAGAUUCUUCAUAUUCGACCAAUUACAAAGCAACAUGACCGCCUCUAUUCGUUGUGUUAGAGGCCCAAUAUUAGAUGAGAACUAUAACAAGUUUAUAUUUGAGCAAGCAUACGCAAUUUGUCAGAAUCAUACGAGUGGAUCACAUAUGCUGUCAGUGACGGACACUAACUUGGACAAGUUUAGAAUAAGCUCGGAUAUCAUUAAUAUGUCUUUUUGGAUCAAAGGUGUUGAAGUCGGAACAUUUCUAAACUCGGAAGACCUCAUAGUGCAUUGUUUUGUGCUCAACCAACAUGGCGAGUUACGAAAAGACAACUGUACCAAAAAGUAUUCGUCCGUCUGCGUAAACGCAACUGUUCACGACACUAUACAGUACAGCGGGCUAGAUUCGAAGGUGCCAAAAUAUGAUCCGACGUCACCGACCACACCCGUGUCUUCAUCAGCGGGUACCUCAGAGUUUGUGACGUCACUAGUUACGUCGGAAACUAACGGUGGCGUAGAUUUAACCACUAGCGCAGCAAACAAAUCGUCCGAUUUGAACAAUUUCACCAGCGACCAUAAAAGUCGUACCCAGGAUAAACCAGUGAUGGACGAGAAAAUCCUCAUAGCACUUAUCUGCGUGGGAGUUGCCGUGGUAACGGCGUUAGUGGUCGCCGUCAUUUGCUGCUGCAUAAUCAAACGGAAACCGAACAAAGACCGCAGGCCAACCCUCUCCGACGGUUAUUCCGAAACGGCGGACUCCGUAAAUUUUAAAGAAGCGCAACACUACGAAGUUAGUGACAUCAGCGAAUAUGCUACACCCUCAGACGCAGUAACGGGCGGUCCUAGAACGGCACGGCCUCGUUCAUCCAUUAUAGAAGGCGAAUACGACGUGAUUUCCAAUUCCAAAGCGACGGAUAAAUCCAAACGCCAGGUGGCGGUGGUGAAGGCCUACAGUCACGUGGCAAUAGUCCCAGCCAAUCAGAGACGCGAGAGCGAUUCAUAUAUGGAAAACGCAUACGACGUGUCCACGUUGAAUAAGCAAACGACCGUGACAAUAUCACAACAGGACGGCACUGGAAAUGUUUACGGCUAUUUGGGGGUCACAUAACUGUAAAUAGGGAACACAUUUUAUAUGUUUCAUAAUGUUUUUUCAUCGUUCCAUACACUUAGAAGGAAUGCUAUCGAAUCGAUAUAAAUGAAUGAAACCUUUACAAUACUUAUUAUAAAACUCAAACGCAAACAUACGCGCUUAUGUAUUGUAUUUAUUGUAUUUCGAUUGAACAUUUAGUGUAUGUUUCCAUGGAAGUACUUCUCAUAUUUUCUUGAACUUGAAUUGUGAUACUUUUUGUUAUACGUAUGAUCCCACAUUCAAUGGGAUAUUUGUGGCACGAUAUGAAAUUUUGUAUUAAGGAUGUUUGUUUAAGAUCCUUUUAGCGUGUACCGACGCGUUUACAAUACGGCCUUGGUAUUUGCAGUAUAUUUUGUUUAGUAUAUGUUGCUAUUAAAAUGUUGUCCAAGUCCUUUGCAGUGUAUAAUUUGCAUUUACAUAUUGGAAUAUGAUCGUUUUGAGUUAAUAGCAUUUGUCAUAAUGGACGCCAAGUAUCGUCAGUGUAUUUUGAAACUUUGUAUGAUGGAGUUUAUGAAAAUCACAUUGAACAUGUUAAAAAUAGAUGAGUCCUAUAAUUUAUAUAUGUGUUUGUUACAUAAGUAAACACGUUCGAUUGAAGAUGAGUUGCCCACAUUUUGAUUCAAGCGCUCAUAAAGUAAUUUGUUUAUAUAUUAAAUACUAUGUUGACAUUUAA
Dreissena polymorpha is the source of this 3131-nucleotide messenger RNA. RefSeq lists its product as uncharacterized. The coding region runs from base 1073 to 2437 and encodes 454 amino acids. The transcript is spliced from 9 exons. The record is from RefSeq and is a predicted model, not a curated record. NCBI's taxonomy places the organism in Eukaryota, Metazoa, Mollusca, Bivalvia, Myida, Dreissenidae.